GACAUUCCUUUCACUUCUAAACUUAGAAGAGGCAAAGGAGAAGGAAGCGAAUAAGCGAUAAAGCGAGGCCCAGUCUCUGGAUUGGAACAGGCCGACAGCAAUGGAAACCUCGGCGGCGAAGAGACCGACGGUCACUCAGCGAGAGCAGUGGAUGGUGGAGAGGCAGGUUUUCGAGAUCUACAACAUCUUCAUGGGCCUUCCCCACAACCCUCAGGCCGUCAUGUUGGAAGUUCGUCGCGACGAGCACAUUGAGUACCUCUAUAAGGGUCUCAGAGAACUAGGCCCCGCAUUUGGCGUCUUGGAUGCGAAUCGGCCUUGGAUUUGCUACUGGAUUCUUCAUUCAAUUGCUAUGUUAGGCGAACCUCUUGAUGCUAAACUAGAAGAGAACGUUAUUGACUUUCUAGGUCGAUGUCAGCAUCCUGAUGGUGGAUUUGGUGGUGGACCUGGGCAGUUACCUCAUCUUGCAACAACUUAUGCUGCAGUCAAUUCACUUAUAACUUUGGGUGGUCAGAGAUCAUUGUUAUCAAUUAAUAGAGGUAAACUGUACACUUUUCUGCUGCGAAUGAAACAUGCAAGUGGGGGCUUCAGGAUGCAUGAUGGUGGAGAAAUAGAUGUCCGUGCUUGCUAUACUGCUAUUUCUGUUGCAAGUAUUUUGAACAUUUUGGAUUCUGAACUGGUUCAGAAUGUUGGAAGUUACAUCUUGAGCUGUCAGACAUAUGAAGGUGGCAUUGCUGGUGAACCAGGGUCUGAAGCUCAUGGUGGAUACACCUUUUGCGGGCUGGCCGCCAUGAUUUUGAUUAAUGAGGUUACUCGUUUGGACUUGCCUAGUUUAAUAAAUUGGGUGGUAUUCAGACAAGGUAUUGAGGGUGGAUUUCAGGGGAGAACUAAUAAAUUGGUUGACGGCUGCUAUUCUUUUUGGCAGGGAGGAGUGUGUGCAUUGAUACAAAGGUUACAUUCAAUUAUUCAACAAUUAGAGCCUUCAAAUUCUGAGGAAGAAUACUAUAGUACAGACUCAGAAAGUUCUGCAGAUCUGAAAGGGAACUUGUUCCAUGUUAAUGACACUUGUCCUUUAAGGCCUAAAGUGCACGAAGGGCAAAAUAAUGUCUGCUGUCCUGUAAAUUUCUUCGAUAUUGGCUUGAACUUUAUCAGAGAACAUGCUGAAUUAGAACCAUUUUUUAACAGCACAGCCUUGCAGCAGUAUAUUCUGUUGUGCUCUCAGGUGGACAGCGGAUUCAGGGACAAACCCGGGAAACACAAAGACUACUAUCACACAUGCUAUUGCCUGAGCGGCCUAUCCGUGUGUCAAUAUAGCAGCUCAAAGAAGGCCGGUUCUCAACCAUUGCCCAGGACGCUAUUGGGUCCUUUCAACAAUCUCUUGCAGCCAGUCCACCCCAUCUUCAAUGUCGUCUUAGAGCGAUUCAAUGAGGCCCAUGAAUUCUUCUCAAGGACUUGAUUUUCUUCUGUGUAUAUUUCAUCAGAAUCGUUUGUACUUUUUAUUAUACACUCGUUUUGUUUGUGCUCUCUAACUCUUCUCUCUCUUCUAAUCCUUCUUCAAACUAGGAUUUCUAAAUACAGCAUCCUGCUUCCAUAACGCAAAUAAUGUAUGGUUUUGGGAGAUCA
Messenger RNA from Diospyros lotus (date-plum), 1620 nucleotides. Its product is annotated as protein farnesyltransferase subunit beta. The transcript has 14 exons. Lineage: Eukaryota; Viridiplantae; Streptophyta; Magnoliopsida; Ericales; Ebenaceae. The record is from RefSeq and is a predicted model, not a curated record. Bases 101 to 1453 code for a protein of 450 amino acids. Gene Ontology annotation, molecular function: protein farnesyltransferase activity. Gene Ontology annotation, cellular component: protein farnesyltransferase complex. Gene Ontology annotation, biological process: protein farnesylation.